AACUCUUCAAACUGCCAGAAUGUAUUCGGCUCGAAUUACAGUGACAGCUCAACGAUGGCCAAUUCACAAACAACCACCCACCAAUCAACUACAACACCUGAUUCUCCGGUCUCGAAUUCGCUAGUGAAACCAACAGAAAUCAACACGGAGAAUUUGGUUACACCAGAUGAAAUGGCUGUAGUUGGAAUUUCGAAUCAUCGAAAUCUGUGCCUCAAUUGCGAUACUGGCAGUUUUAAUGCUAUCCUCCUCCGCUUAUGCGUGUUUCUUGCUCUGCCAGCCUCACUGGUAGCAAUCUCAACUGUAGUUUGGAUAUGUAGGCAGAUUCUGGGU
Heterobilharzia americana is the source of this 330-nucleotide messenger RNA. The record is from the annotation of a GenBank genome assembly. Lineage: Eukaryota; Metazoa; Platyhelminthes; Trematoda; Strigeidida; Schistosomatidae.